Messenger RNA from Grosmannia clavigera kw1407, 339 nucleotides. RefSeq lists its product as uncharacterized. NCBI's taxonomy places the organism in Eukaryota, Fungi, Ascomycota, Sordariomycetes, Ophiostomatales, Ophiostomataceae. The transcript is spliced from 3 exons. Bases 1 to 339 code for a protein of 112 amino acids. The record is from RefSeq and is a predicted model, not a curated record.
AUGGCUAUUUUGGAAAUCAUGCUGCUCGGUGUCUUCUGUGUGCGCAUCUACUACUUGGCGAAGCUUGUCAAGACUGUCGACACCACCGGGGCAUUAGGACCGCUGUUCAUAUGUGCCUUGUACACAUAUGGCGGAUCGCGGUUCAAUGCUGGCAGGGACAAAGUGGUCAAGGCCGAAGACGAGAUCGAGUUGACCACGCGUGUGGAAGCGGACGCCGGAAAGGUGUCGACGCACUGUUCGAAUUCAGGCGACGACAUUAGCACAAGGAAUGUCACCAGCAGCCGAUGCCAGAUUGCUGUCAAAUCCUCGAUUGUGCAAGAGUCGGUCGAGCUCAAAUGA